CAAACCGUCCAUGUUCUUCUUCAACCACUUCGUCGAACACACUGUCAUCCCCAACAACAAACAAGACCACACCACCAGCUCCUCCUCCACGUCUUCUUCUUCCUCCUCGUGCACCACCACCUCCUCCGACCCACUCCUCGUUCACUGGACAAAGGACUUCUACGGACGCUUCAUUGUAGAACGGCCCCGCACAACGGUCACAGACUGCCGUCAUCCAAGUCAGGAUGGACCCAAACAGACGAGUAUCCUGUCUGCACUCCGGAACAGGGAGCGCGUUGUGGCGCCGGCAGCCAUUCUGUUCGUCAUGCUCUGGGUGGCCCUCAUAGGGGUCGGACUUGUCGAGGCUGUCAGUUAUCUGUGGGAGAAGUGGGCUGGUUCUGAGGAGCCCGCUGAGAGUGUGGAAGACGAGGAUGUAUGGGAUGAGGUUACGGUUGGUGUUGUGCCGGUGGAGGACAGUGAUGAGGAACGCGGUGGUCUGGGAGAACUCAAGGUGGCUGUUUUUUGAUGGGUUACGCUAUAAAUUAUGAAGUAUCAACAGCGUUGUUGGUUGUCGAUGGCACUAAAAUGAUCUCCAAGUCGUUUAUGAAAUAGGUUAUGGAAACAGUACGAAUCGGUUAUUUCCAAUCAUUGAUUAUUAAGCUUUUCAUCAAAUCAUACAACCAUCAACCCCUUAAGCACGCUGAUCCCGCUCAAGCGCCUCAAAUCCCCCAUGGUGAGACUCAACGUUCUUCUGCCUCGCACCGCCGACCUCAACACCACCCUCAGCAGCGCGACUCUGGAAAGUCCGCUCCGCAGCACGGGAAGGGUCAUUCUGGU
Messenger RNA from Aspergillus campestris IBT 28561, 816 nucleotides. RefSeq lists its product as uncharacterized. The record is from RefSeq and is a predicted model, not a curated record. The coding region runs from base 11 to 505 and encodes 164 amino acids. Lineage: Eukaryota; Fungi; Ascomycota; Eurotiomycetes; Eurotiales; Aspergillaceae. The transcript is spliced from 2 exons.